AUGACGACGACAGUCGUUCUGCCAAUACACCAAGGAGUACGCAAUGGGCUGGCUCUGGCCGGGAGAGUACCAUUAACGAAUGCUGCAAGCAAGUUGAAGCACAACGACGUUGUCAGGGAGACCUGCGAGACCGAUAGGGAGGCGGUUGGCGGAGCAGUACGCAUUGAAGCUGGCGGCUCAGUAAUGCACGUCGCCGUCGCCUUUCCCAAUGCGCAACGUCUAGUCCGGGUUAGGGCCGGACAGGACGUUGUCAAAAACGGCCCUGCAGCUCGUCACCACGAUGGCCGCGACGUUUUUGUUCUCGGGACAACGCCAAGUGUCACUGGAGUAUGUGGCGAUGUCCGCCUACUCGUACAAAUGGAGCCGGAUCUCUUCCUCGUUCCGCAUCUUUGCACCUGCAUAUCUGCUCUUGUAUUCAACCAAUCCACUGCCUAUCCGAAUACAAAGCGGCUCGGCACCACUCCUUUUUUCCGUUGGAAAACAGGACGAACUGCUGCGAACACCUGCUGCAAUCACCUGCAGCAUCCAAACUGCAACAACCCACCUACGACUCUACUCUACUUGCCGAAGCAGACUGAGAAACGAAAGCCCACGAGUGAACACUGACCUUCGGGUCACAAGGGACGGAGUGAACUACUGACAAGCUGAGUACCUACGUUCCCCAGCACCUCACUUGCACAUUGCCUCCACAUCAAU
Cercospora beticola is the source of this 696-nucleotide messenger RNA. The record is from RefSeq and is a predicted model, not a curated record. NCBI's taxonomy places the organism in Eukaryota, Fungi, Ascomycota, Dothideomycetes, Mycosphaerellales, Mycosphaerellaceae.